AUGAAAAUUACCAAGAACCUCAUGCUCCUGGCCGUCUGCGCUGUCACAGCCUCCGCUGUUGCUGUUCCCGAUAACGAUAUUGCCGACGAGUGCAGAAGCCUCGGUGGUGCGAUGUCGAUCCAGGCUCAUGAGCUCCCCGAGGGCGUUAGCGCCUCCGAUGUUCGCAAAUGUGUUGAGCACCCCCUCGGCCGCGAGCGUUAUCUCGAGGAUGCCUCUUUGGCCCCCUUCAACGAGGAGCAAAAAAAAAACUCCACUCAGUUUGAGACUCGCGACCCUCUUGAUGAGCGAGCUGCCGACGCGUGCUACACUGCCGCGCCAUACGGCUGCUCGAAGGGGUAUUGUUGGAAGUCGUGUGGUAGCAAUGGUGAAUGGUGCUGGACUGCGAACAAGGCUGGGCUAGGUAGUUGGAUUACUUGCAGCAAAUACCAGGACUGUGGGACUACGACUUAUGCCUGUGGUAUCGGCGGUGCGUCUGGUGGUUGCAGCUGCUAG
Messenger RNA from Penicillium atrosanguineum, 492 nucleotides. RefSeq lists its product as uncharacterized. Lineage: Eukaryota; Fungi; Ascomycota; Eurotiomycetes; Eurotiales; Aspergillaceae. The coding region runs from base 1 to 492 and encodes 163 amino acids. The record is from RefSeq and is a predicted model, not a curated record. The transcript has a single exon.